GCAAAAGCAAUCUACGUUGCAUUAUUUUAAGUGUGCGCUCUAUUGGCUGAUUGAAAUGAUAAAAUAUGUGGGUGGGACUAUACCUUGUUAUUUUCUCUCUCUUGAAUAUUUAAUGAAGCUGGAAGAAGAGACGCUUAAGCUACUCUUUGCUAAAAUCAACUAUGACUGUGAUCUUUUUUGUUAUGGGAUUAUUUCAAUUAAACACCACAUAAAUCAGAAUGCUUGUGGUGUUUAUUUCUCUGAUUUCGCUUCAAUCACUGCUCAAGAUUGUUUUUGGUAUUUCUGGCAAGAUGUGCUGGCAAAGAAAAUUAGACUUACUGUGAGAGGAUAAGAUAAGAUGUUUAAAUAUUUACAUUCAAAUAAAAGAAAAUAAUCUUAUAAAGACCUCUUGUGUUCCGUCAAAUCCGAAGUAGUGCAUAUUGUCAAAAGUGUCCAUUCAAUAUCAUUUUUAGUAUUGCACUUGCGAUGGAAACUAUGUUGCUUUUUAGAAGAAAUUUGCAGCAUGAUACACAAAAGGACAGAGAAUGGUGGUGGUUAACUGUUAACACCCCACCAAAUUGCUGACAUAAGGAUAAUGACAGGCCAUUUUCUUAGUUAAUUAAGCAAGUGGCUUGACUUAAAGGUAUUCUAUCAGGAUCAUAUUCUAUUGUCAUUUAUCGUAAAUAUAUAUCCGCAAGUUUGCCAUAAUCAAGCUUAAAGACUCCUUCAAAGUUUUCAAAAGCGUCUAGAUCAAGUAUCAGCAAUUUCUGCAACAUAUAUUUCUCUGCUAUUUGCCAACUCUAUUGUACAUCAAACCUCUCAAAGCUAUUGAAAUCAUGAAGCAAAGGGAAGGUAAAAGGGUAGCUGAUGGAAAGAAGUCUAACAAGAUCGCUCCACCACCUCCACCACCAGCAUCGAGGUUUCUUAGCACGAAACUGACAACACCAAGCCUGACCAAACAGGAGAUCGCUAAGUAUUGGAAGCAGAAGCGCAAGACUGAAGAAGAGCACUUCCUUGAUGCCAUCAAGGCUGCAGCCAGAAUCAGGGCGCGCAAUCUCUCGGCGGAGGAGUACAAUCACUUUUUGUAUUCCUUGAAGGUGGAUGAUGACAACAUGGAGAACGAAAUGGUACCUAAGAACAUCUCCGAAAUCAAUGAGAACAUGAAGGAGAAGAGAGUUGGUAUAAAGGACUGGUGGACGAAGAGCAAAUAUGCAUAUCUAAACCAGCCUGCUUUGAAGUCCAUGGAACGCCAUGGUUCCACUUAUAUUCCGCAACUAUAUUGCUACAAGGCUCCACCUCCACCAGUUACAAGCACUUUUGGGAUCUUCUAGGCAAUUCAUCAUGCCGUUCACGCACAGUCAUAUUUCAUCUGUGUAUGUAUUGUGCUUGUCUAUAUAUCAUUGUUUGUUUUAAGUGUGUGAUCCUCAAAGGGAGUGUCAUAAAUAUGAUCAUUGAAAUUAUUGUAUAUGGGGUUGUGAACUAGUCUGCUGCACUAGUGGUGGAAACUGCUGUCAAUAAAUAAUGGUUUUAUUAUUGGUGCUGCUCCAUCUAUUUCAGCUUUCAAUUCAUC
This is a messenger RNA of Solanum dulcamara, 1549 nucleotides long. RefSeq lists its product as uncharacterized. The record is from RefSeq and is a predicted model, not a curated record. The transcript has 4 exons. The coding region runs from base 816 to 1310 and encodes 164 amino acids. Lineage: Eukaryota; Viridiplantae; Streptophyta; Magnoliopsida; Solanales; Solanaceae.